Molecule: messenger RNA, 1605 nt
Organism: Argentina anserina (silverweed cinquefoil)
Lineage: Eukaryota; Viridiplantae; Streptophyta; Magnoliopsida; Rosales; Rosaceae
Exons: 5
Coding region: 1-1605 (534 amino acids)
Molecular function (GO): protein dimerization activity
Source: RefSeq, a predicted model, not a curated record
AUGUCUCAUGUAGAUAGGUGUGAAGCUGUUCAAAAAGCUUACAUUUUAUUGGGUCCUUGUCAACCUAAGCUUAAAAGCUAUAAACUCUCACAACAUGGGAAGCAAAAGUGGGCAUUCAAGUAUGAGUGCUUUGAAGAAAAUGCUCAAUAUCAUGCAUUUACUGUUGAUGGGCAGAGAACUUGGAAGAGUAAGAAUAUCCUUAAACAACAUGUUAGCUCUAUAAAUGAUCCACAUCAUGAAGCCAUGGAGAAGUGGCACUCAUUGAGAAAUUUGGCUACACAACUUGAGAGAGUUUUUGUUAAACAAACAAAAAAAGAGGUGGAGCAUAAUCGCUAUAAGUUGAAGGCUACAAUUGAGAGUUUGAGAUUAUUAGCAAACAAGGGACAAGCUUUUAGAGGCCAUAACGAAUCUGAAGGCUCUCUUAAUGCUGGAAAUUUUCAGCAAGUUAGAAAGUCUUAUGGAAGAAUGGCUACUGAUGAUCAUAGAGCUAUAUUGGAGAGUGGUCAUGGAAAUGCCAAGUACACCCCUCCACUUAUUCAAAAGCAGCUCUUGAAUUUUCUAGGCAAUAGAGUGAGGCAAAAGAUUCGUGAAGAAGUUGAGAUAGUCAAAGUUCUUGGUAUGUUCAAUUUGCAAGUGGAAAAUAUAUGUGGUCAAGGAUAUGACGGAGUUAGCAACAUGAGUGGCAUUUGGAAUGGUUUACAAGCUUUGUUUCUUGAAGAUUGUAUGUAUGCAUAUUAUAUCCAUUGUUUUGCUCACCGUUUGCAGCUAGCAUUAAAUGGGGCAGCAAAAUGUUGUCAUGAUACUUGUCACUUCUUUUCUACUCUUGUUAUGAUUGUGAAUUUCGUUGAUUCCUCUGCUAAGCGCAAGGGUGAGUUAAAAUAUGUUCAAGAAGACGAAAUCCAAGAUUUAAUUGCUCUUGGUACCCUUCAAACAGAGAUGAGAGAUGAUGGUUGGAAUGAUUUUGUGGCAGCCCUUACUACUUUCUGUGAGACACAUAUCAUCGAUAUGCCUGAUAUGAGUGCUCUUUACUUGGAUGGCACCGGUCGUCCAUGUCAACAAAAGAGUUUUAUUACCAUUGAGCACCACUUUUGCAUAGAGGUAUUUAACGUUGUACUUGAUUUUCAAUUGAGUGAGCUAAAUAAGAGGUUCAAUGAGAGAUCUUAUGAACUCCUUAUGCUCACUUCAAAUUUGGAUCCUCAUAAUAAGUUCAGCCUCUUUGAAUCUGAAAAAGAUGACUUUCUUACUCUAGAAUUGGAAUGUGCUUACUAUAAGAAACAUAUAAUUGAGGAUGUGGCAUUUCACAACUUAGAUUCUAUAUCUGAUCUAUGUCGGAAACUUGUUCAAACAAGAAAGUUAGAGUUUUUCCCAAUGAUCUUUAGGUUGAUUUGUUUAGUAUUGACUCUUCAUGUAUCCACUGCAACUACAGAGAGAGCUUUUUCAUCUAUGAACAUAAUAAAGAACAAACUCAGAAACAAGAUAGAAGACGACUUUCUUGAUGAUUGUACGGUGUUUCACAUUGAGAAUGAAUUUGCUGAAGCGGUUGAUAAUGAGGCGGUGAUUAAAGAUUUUGAAAAUUUGGGUCCUCGUAGAGUAAAAUUUAGUUAG